This is a messenger RNA of Archocentrus centrarchus (flier cichlid), 1896 nucleotides long. RefSeq names its product ATP synthase F1 subunit alpha (gene atp5f1a). The record is from RefSeq and is a predicted model, not a curated record. Gene Ontology annotation, molecular function: ATP binding; ADP binding; proton-transporting ATP synthase activity, rotational mechanism. NCBI's taxonomy places the organism in Eukaryota, Metazoa, Chordata, Actinopteri, Cichliformes, Cichlidae. Bases 97 to 1752 code for a protein of 551 amino acids. The transcript has 11 exons. Gene Ontology annotation, biological process: proton motive force-driven ATP synthesis; proton transmembrane transport.
CUUCCGGGUUGCGUUGCGCUCUCCACAGCUCACCGCCGUGUCCGCCAUCCUUCUCUUUCCUCUCCGCGAGCGACGUAGACCUCACAGGAUAUCAACAUGCUGUCGGUUCGCGUCGCAGCAGCUCUCGCCCGCAACCUGCCCCGCAGGGCUGGAUUUAUAUCCAAGAAUGUUGCUGCAGCUUGUGUAGGAGCCAAGAAUUUACACACCACUCGACCAUGGCUGCAGAAAACAGGCACUGCAGAGGUAUCGUCAAUUCUGGAGGAGAAGAUCAUGGGAGCUGAUACCAGUGCUGAUUUGGAGGAGACUGGCCGUGUGCUCUCCAUUGGUGACGGUAUUGCCAGAGUGUACGGUCUUAGGAACGUGCAGGCUGAGGAGAUGGUGGAGUUCUCCUCUGGUCUUAAGGGGAUGUCUCUGAACUUGGAGCCCGACAACGUUGGUGUCGUGGUGUUUGGUAAUGACAAGCUGAUCAAAGAGGGCGACAUCGUCAAAAGAACAGGCGCUAUCGUUGACGUGCCUGUAGGUGAAGAGCUCCUGGGCCGUGUUGUGGAUGCUCUUGGAAAUGCCAUCGAUGGAAAGGGCCCCCUUGGCUCCAAGGUUCGCAGGCGUGUGGGACUUAAAGCCCCUGGUAUCAUCCCCCGUAUCUCUGUGAGGGAACCCAUGCAGACCGGCAUCAAAGCUGUGGACAGUUUGGUCCCCAUCGGUCGUGGACAGCGUGAGCUCAUCAUUGGAGACAGGCAGACUGGCAAAACUGCCAUUGCCAUCGACACAAUCAUUAAUCAGAAGCGCUUCAAUGAUGGAACCGACGAGAAGAAGAAGCUGUAUUGCAUUUAUGUUGCUAUUGGCCAGAAGAGAUCGACGGUGGCUCAGCUGGUGAAGAGGCUGACUGAUGCUGAUGCCAUGAAGUACACCAUAGUGGUGUCCGCUACAGCUUCUGAUGCUGCUCCACUGCAGUAUCUGGCUCCUUAUUCCGGAUGCUCCAUGGGAGAGUACUUCAGAGACAAUGGAAAGCACGCCCUGAUCAUCUAUGAUGAUCUUUCCAAACAGGCGGUCGCUUACCGUCAGAUGUCCCUGCUGCUCCGUCGUCCCCCCGGGCGUGAGGCUUACCCAGGAGACGUUUUCUACUUGCAUUCCCGCCUGCUGGAGAGAGCUGCUAAGAUGAAUGACAACUUCGGAGGCGGCUCGCUCACAGCCCUUCCCGUUAUUGAGACACAGGCUGGCGAUGUGUCAGCCUACAUUCCUACUAAUGUCAUCUCCAUCACCGAUGGACAGAUCUUCUUGGAGACUGAGCUGUUUUAUAAGGGUAUUCGUCCAGCCAUCAACGUCGGUCUUUCUGUGUCACGUGUAGGAUCUGCUGCCCAGACCAGAGCCAUGAAGCAGGUGGCUGGUACCAUGAAGCUGGAGCUGGCCCAGUACCGUGAGGUGGCUGCCUUCGCUCAGUUCGGUUCUGAUCUGGAUGCUGCCACUCAGCAGCUUCUGAACCGUGGUGUCCGUCUGACUGAACUCCUAAAGCAGGGACAGUACUCUCCGAUGGCUAUUGAAGAACAGGUAGCAGUAAUUUAUGCAGGUGUGAGGGGACACUUGGACAAAAUGGAGCCAAGCAAGAUCACAAAGUUCGAGAAGGCUUUCCUGCAGCAUGUACUGAGCCAGCACCAAGACCUGCUGGCUGCUAUUAAGGCUGAUGGCAAAAUCUCUGAAGCAUCUGAUGCCAAGCUCAAACAAAUUGUGUUGAAUUUUCUCUCCAGCUUUGAGUAAACUGAUGCUUUUUGGUCUGGUUGUUUUCACGUUUGCAAAGUUCAGCGUCAGUUAUACUUUCUAUGAACUUAAGAAAAAAUUCAAAGAGCACUUGAUCUUUCAUGUACAGAUUUCUCUUAACAGAGAAUAAAGUAUUCCAGCUGA